Molecule: messenger RNA, 2671 nt
Organism: Xyrauchen texanus (razorback sucker)
Lineage: Eukaryota; Metazoa; Chordata; Actinopteri; Cypriniformes; Catostomidae
Product: serine/threonine-protein phosphatase 5-like
Exons: 13
Coding region: 116-1585 (489 amino acids)
Cellular component (GO): nucleus; cytosol
Molecular function (GO): protein binding; protein serine/threonine phosphatase activity
Source: RefSeq, a predicted model, not a curated record
GUGUGUGCAUUGGACCAGGUCCGCUGUCUCUGGACUGUUCUAGAGGUGAGGGGAAUAAAGCUUUACAACCCUCCCAGCGGGUGUUUGCGACAGCAGUAAGCGUGCACACAGCAGCAUGACGGAAUCCGGCAGCGAGAAGAUGGCGGAAGAAGAGCAGAAUUCCAGUGCUGAGAAGCUGAAGGAGAAGGCGAAUAACUACUUUAAAGAGAAGGACUAUGAGAACGCGAUCAAGUAUUACUCCGAAGCGGUGGAGUUGAACCCAACCAAUGCCAUCUACUACAGUAACAGAAGUCUGGCGUACCUGCGGACGGAGUGCUAUGGCUAUGCUCUGGUGGAUGCAACUCGGGCCCUGGAGUUGGAUAAGAACUACAUCAAGGGCUACUACCGACGGGCCACCUCUAACAUGGCCCUCGGCAAGUUCAAAGCUGCGCUCAAAGAUUACGAGACGGUAGUGAGGGUACGGCCCAAUGACAAAGAUGCCAAGAUGAAGUAUCAGGAAUGCAAUAAGAUUGUGAAGCAGAAGGCGUUUGAGCGAGCGAUCGCCAGUGAUGAGCUGAAACGAUCCGUGGUCGACUCCUUAGACAUCGAGAGCAUGACAAUUGAGGAUGAUUAUACUGGACCUAAACUUGAAGAUGGGACAGUCACACAGAAGUUCAUGAAAGAGUUGAUGGAGUGGUUCAAAGACCAGAAGAAACUGCACAGAAAGUGUGCUUACCAGAUGCUGGUGCAAGUAAAAGAGGUUUUAUCCAAACUUCCAAGUCUAGUUGAAAUUACAUUGAAAGAGACAGAGAAAAUAACUAUCUGUGGGGACACACAUGGUCAAUACUAUGAUCUUCUAAAUAUCUUUGAGUUGAAUGGUUUACCAUCUCCAACUAAUCCAUAUCUGUUCAACGGUGAUUUUGUGGAUCGCGGUUCUUUCUCUGUUGAAGUCAUUCUCACACUCUUUGGCUUCAAGCUGCUCCAUCCAGAACACUUCCACCUGCUGAGAGGUAACCAUGAGACCGAUAACAUGAAUCAGAUGUACGGGUUUGAGGGCGAGGUGAAAGCGAAGUACACUGCUCAGAUGUUCCAGCUCUUCAGUGAGGUCUUCCAGUGGCUUCCACUCGCACAGUGCAUCAACAACAAAGUGCUGGUGAUGCAUGGAGGACUGUUUAGUGAGGAUGGUGUGACUUUAGAUGACAUUAGAAAAACUGAAAGGAACCGACAGCCUCCAGAAUCUGGUCCGAUGUGUGAUCUGCUGUGGUCAGAUCCUCAGCCUCAGAAUGGGCGCUCCAUCAGUAAACGGGGCGUGAGCUGUCAGUUCGGGCCUGAUGUCACUGAGCGCUUCCUGGAACAGAAUAAACUGCAAUAUAUAGUGCGCAGUCAUGAGGUCAAAGGCGAGGGUUAUGAGGUCACUCACUCAGGGAAGUGCAUCACUGUUUUCUCAGCGCCAAACUACUGUGACCAGAUGGGUAACAAAGGAGCGUACAUUCACCUCAGUGGAUCAGACCUCAAGCCAGAGUUCCACCAGUUUAAUGCUGUGCCUCAUCCAAAUGUCAAACCGAUGGCAUAUGCCAAUUCUCUCAUGCAGCUGGGGAUGAUGUAGUUGCUCCGCUCUCAUGUCCACACCAAUCCAGUCAAUAUUCACACACACUUUCUACUCAUCUCUGUCGAACAAACUAUUUCUUCCUCAUUUACAUGCACACAAUUUUACAGUAUUCAACAUACCUGUGGCUCCGUUUAUUUCUUCCUGAAACACGUACAGAUUUGUAAAUUAGUGAUGCCUUGAAUUCAGAAAAAGAAAUAGGAAUGUCAUUAUCCACAUGCCCACUAAUGGAUCCCCCCUUGUCAUUCAUGGAUCAGUCCAUAUAAAGCUGCUUAGUUUCUGAUAAACCGAUUGGAUGUUUAGCUAUAUGUUACAGGAGCUGAAUUGUACCAAAGAAUCAGUAAAUGUAUACAACACACCCCAAAUUAAGAGUGUUGAUGUAGAACUAAAUCACGACACUUUUACUCUAAGGUGCUCUACAUAGGGCCUUUAUCUUGAAAUCUUUCCCCCCACAAACAAAAUCGGCACCUUCCUAUUUCAUCGUAUGUCCAAUGUUGUAAAGUUUUGUUGGGAGGAAGAACAAUUUCAUUAGAAUACUGUAGCAGAGAAAGUGUCGUAUGUGAUAUAUCAAAAACAUUACAAAGCCAGUUUUCUUUUUCAUCUGUUUCAAAGCUUUGUUUGUGACAUGAACGUGAUAAAUGUCAUAAAUGUACAAACUUUAGGUAUCUGUAUAAUUUUAGUAGAUCUUUUCACACACACUUUCAGCUCUCUUUCCCUCUCAGCUUGGGAAAAGUGCAGUAUUGUGAAGCUCGGUAACCAUUUAGUGUACUCCAUUUUGUAGGCAGCUCCUAAAUGUCUUUCUCCCAACAUGCUUGAUGUAAGUGCGCUGUAGAUGCCGUAUAAACCUUGUACCUACCACUUUGUUUGUAUAGCGGAUCCCGAUUCUAUUGUGUGGACUCAAAUACAACAGCAGAAACCUACCUUCCGCUCUUUAAACGCACAGAAGCCAUGUCCCAUGCUCUUGACUUUUUAGAGAAAGAAUAUUAAAUACACCAAUGUGGAUGUGUAUAUAUAAAUAUAAUGUAUCACUGAAAUUUCUGUGUACAUGUUAAAAAAGAAGUUAUUGAAUAAUAAUAAAAACACCAU